This is a messenger RNA of Penicillium expansum, 1083 nucleotides long. RefSeq lists its product as uncharacterized. Gene Ontology annotation, cellular component: membrane. The record is from RefSeq and is a predicted model, not a curated record. Bases 1 to 1083 code for a protein of 360 amino acids. The transcript has 3 exons. NCBI's taxonomy places the organism in Eukaryota, Fungi, Ascomycota, Eurotiomycetes, Eurotiales, Aspergillaceae.
AUGUCUCUUCCUUAUCUCAAGUCGCUGAAAAAGCCCGAGUUGGCUGAGUUGGCUGAUCAGACAGACCUGCCACACUACGAUGACUAUAACAAGAAUGAUCUUGUGGUAGUGUUGGACAGACAUCUUCGCGAAAAUCGCUCUAUCUUCUCCGGACUCAAGAGCCUCUCUGAAUACUACUCGCGCUUGGCCUCCCCACCCCGCAGAGGAUCGCCCGUGAAGCGCGAAACCGCACGAACUCCCGCGCGAACCCCAGCACGCCGCUCUGCGAAGAAAGAAGUGAAGGAAGAAGAAAUUACCGAGGAUGUGGAAGAACCCGUGCCCAGCCCAGCUGUAGUCAGCCCGACUCCAGCUGCGGCGCGCACAGUCGUACGUCAGUCUGCGCGCCAGACACCCCGCCAGACACCCCGUCAACCAGCAGUUCUCGCUACUGUCGUGGACCCCGAGCCAUCACUGCCAGCGUCUCCCGCUGCUAUCACCGAAGCCAUCGAUGCGCAGACGCUCAAGCUGCGCGAGAGCAUUGAGGAUGCAUGGACUGCGUCAGGCUUGGUGGAUCGGGCGCAUUCUCUGCGCGCAGCUCUGAGCAGUGUAAAGGCCGUUGAGAUCAUUGUGCUGCUGUUUGAGAGUGGCAGUCUUGCGAAAGAGUUGAUUCCGAUACGUUACCUUACUACUACACCGCCUGUGCAAGCCGCGCAGAUCCCUGCAAUUCCUAUCCGCGUUCCUGAUCUGUUUGUGCUGCUGGAAGGUGCAUUCUGGGCGCCGUUUUCGCUGUGGUUCCUCACUUGUCUGGUUUUGCCUUUGAUUUCUGCCUACUUUAUCAACUUGAGCUGGAAGGCUUCUAGCGGUGCGCGCCGCACUCGGUCUGCGUCUAAUCUCGCCCAGUUUGAUCCUUUGACUUUCAACAUCGUCAAGGCGUUGCUGGUGCACGUUGUGUUUGGAAAUGAUUUCAACUUCUUCGGUAUCUAUAGCCGGUAUGCUAUUGGAAAGGUUAUCGACUCCGUCCCUGGUGGAGGCGUUGGUCUAUUGACUGGAUCUGCUGUCGGUGGUGUUAGUGCUCUGUAUGAGGCUAUUCUGCACCGCUCGUAA